Molecule: messenger RNA, 762 nt
Organism: Abrus precatorius (Indian licorice)
Lineage: Eukaryota; Viridiplantae; Streptophyta; Magnoliopsida; Fabales; Fabaceae
Product: protein YLS3-like
Exons: 3
Coding region: 127-762 (211 amino acids)
Biological process (GO): lipid transport
Molecular function (GO): lipid binding
Source: RefSeq, a predicted model, not a curated record
UUUCUUGAUAUAACAAAUACCAUUCUUCACCAACAGCAUACUUUUGUGACAAUAUUUAAGUACUCCCAACCUCACAUCACUUCAACUACUUCGCACAACUCUUCAUUUUCUUAACGAAACAGAAAAAUGUGCUACAAUAAUACCAAAGUUAUGGCGCACUUAUUGUUGCUAGCAACAAUGAUAGUGGGCAGUGCAAUGGGAGAUUCAUCCAAGGACAUAGAGGAAUGCACGGAGCAAUUGGCAGGGCUAGCAACAUGCUUGCCUUAUGUUGGGGGUCAAGCAAAAUCUCCAACAGCAGAUUGUUGUAGCGGUCUUAAGCAAGUGCUCAAGAACAACAACAAGUGUUUGUGUGUAAUUAUCAAAGAUCGUAAUGAUCCUGAUCUGGGUGGUUUGCAGAUUAAUGUGACCUUAGCUUUGAGCCUCCCAACAGUUUGCAAUGCCCCUGCUAACAUCUCCAAGUGCCCCGAGCUGCUGCACAUGGAUCCCAAAUCACCAGAGGCUCAAGUAUUUUAUCAAUUGGAGAAAGGUUCCAACAAAAGUAGCACAAGUCCUGCAUCCAGUCCUUCUGAUGCAGUUGGAUCAAAUCCUGCAAGCAGUAAACAAACAGCCAGUGCCCCGCAGAAGAAUGAUGCAUUCUGCAAGGAGAAAAGAUUGUUUGGGUCAAAUGUUUUAGCUGCAUGGCUUCUAGUUUGGCUUUUAUUGGACUCUUCUGCUAUAAACAUGUUCCAGCUCCUUCCCUAUCUCUGUGUCAACUCACUGUAA